UAGUGGUGACUUUACAACUGAUCUUAAGGGCAAACAUUUAGUCUUUGAUUAUUAAGUGUGAUGUUAGUGUGGGUUUUCUGUAGAUGCCCCUUUAUCAGGCUGAGAGAGUUCCCCUCUACUCUUAUUUGUUGAGGGUUUUUAUCAUGAAAGGGCGUUGGAUUCUGUCAAAUGCUUUUUAUCAUCUACAGGCGUACCUCAGAGAUACUGUGGCUUUGGUUCCAGACCAUUGCAAUAAAGCAAAUAUCGCAAUACAGUGAGUCAAGAAAAUAGAAUGAGGUUUGAAUAGAAAUAAUGGUCCAUAAGAGUCCACCUGCUCCCUCCUAUUAUUAUUAUUAUUUAAUUCUCUCUUCUGGAACUUUCUGCCUCAAGAGGAGAAGUGGCUGCAGCGGGUCUCACUCCAGAGGAGUUGUGCAUUCAGCUUAGCCAAUUACCACCUUGAGGACAUCUAUUUUUGUGUGUCCACCAUUCUUUCCUUUGGAGGAACUUCCAUCCACCCCAUGUGAUGCUUGCAGGGCUGCCAGUCACAGGACUCUACCUCCCUGACCACAGACAGUGAAGACUGCUGACGGACGCUCGCAAUCCAGCCACAUAAACGUUAGGAAGGAAUACUGGUCCUCAUGGAAGAAGAGCAAGACUUACCAGAACAACCAGUGAAAAAAGCCAAGAUGCAGGAAUCAGGAGAGCAAACUUUAAGUCAAGUGAGCAGCCCUGAAGUCAGUGAUCAGAAACCUGAAACUUCAAGCCUUGCUUCAAACCUGACCAUGUCAGAGGAAAUUAUGACAUGCACCGAUUACAUCCCUCGCUCAUCCAAUGAUUAUACCUCACAAAUGUAUUCUGCAAAACCUUAUGCACAUAUCCUCUCAGUUCCUGUGUCGGAAACUGCUUACCCUGGGCAGACUCCGUACCAGACACUACAGCAGUCUCAACCCUAUGCUGUCUACCCUCAGGCAACCCAAACAUAUGGACUACCUCCUUUCGGUGCAUUGUGGCCAGGUAUGAAACCUGAAAGUGGUUUAAUUCAGACUCCAUCUCCAAGUCAACACAGUGUUCUUACCUGCACUACAGGGUUAACCACAAGCCAGCCAAGCCCAGCACAUUAUUCUUAUCCCAUUCAAGCUUCAAGCACAAAUGCCAGCCUGAUACCCACUUCAUCUACAAUUGCCAAUAUUCCAGCAGCAGCAGUUUCCAGCAUCUCAAACCAGGACUAUCCCACCUACACUAUCCUUGGUCAGAGUCAGUACCAGACCUGCUACCCCAGCUCCAGCUUUGGAGGCACAGGCCAGACUAACAGUGAUACUGAGAGUACCACAUUAGCAGCAGCCACAUACCAGACCGAGAAGCCUAGUGUCAUGGUACCUGCAUCUACGGCACAGAGACUUUCUUCGGGAGACCCUUCUUCAAGUCCAUCUUUGUCCCAAACUACACCAAAUAAAGAUGCUGAUGACCAGUCCAGAAAAAACAUGACUGGCAAGAACCGAGGCAAAAGGAAAGCUGAUGCCAGCUCUUCCCAGGACAGUGAAUUGGAACGGGUAUUUCUGUGGGACUUGGAUGAAACCAUCAUCAUCUUUCACUCUCUUCUUACUGGAUCCUAUGCUCAAAAAUAUGGAAAGGAUCCAACAGUAGUGAUUGGCUCAGGUUUAACAAUGGAAGAGAUGAUUUUUGAAGUGGCUGAUACACAUCUAUUUUUCAAUGACUUAGAGGAGUGUGACCAGGUGCACGUGGAAGAUGUGGCUUCUGAUGACAAUGGCCAGGACUUGAGCAACUACAGUUUCUCAACAGAUGGUUUCAGUGGGUCAGGAGGCGGUGGCAGCCAUGGUUCCUCUGUGGGUGUCCAGGGAGGUGUGGACUGGAUGAGAAAGCUGGCUUUCCGCUACCGAAAAGUGAGAGAAAUCUAUGAUAAGCAUAAAAGCAACGUGGGUGGCCUACUCAGUCCCCAGAGAAAGGAAGCACUGCAGAGACUAAGAGCAGAAAUUGAAGUUUUAACAGAUUCCUGGUUAGGAACUGCAUUAAAGUCCUUACUUCUCAUCCAGUCCAGAAAGAAUUGUGUGAAUGUUCUGAUCACUACAACUCAGCUGGUUCCAGCUCUGGCCAAGGUUCUCCUUUACGGGCUAGGAGAAAUAUUUCCUAUUGAAAACAUCUAUAGUGCUACCAAAAUUGGUAAGGAGAGCUGCUUUGAGAGAAUUGUGUCUAGGUUUGGAAAGAAAGUCACAUAUGUAGUGAUUGGAGAUGGACGAGAUGAAGAAAUUGCAGCCAAACAGCACAACAUGCCUUUCUGGAGAAUCACCAACCAUGGAGACCUAGUGUCCCUCCACCAGGCUUUGGAACUUGAUUUUCUCUGAGAACUGGAAUGAAGACCCUUCCCCGUGAGCUCCUUUUCACUCCUGAAGGGAGCUAGAGACCGGAACCAUCUGGGAACUCUCUCUCUCUCUGUCUCUGUCUCCGUUUCUGUCUCUGUCUCUGUGUGUGUCUCUCUCUCUCUUUCUCCAUGGAAUGCUGGCGAGAACACAAUCAGAACCAACAGCUGCAAGGGACGAAGCUUAUUUUUGCUAAGAGUGAGCUGCAGCCCUGUGUUCAUCCUCGUACAGAGGCAGGAGACAGUUGGAUUGAGAGAACAAUAGACUCACCGCAGCUACAGUGCUUUUAAUUCUUCUGUUUUUUAUUUCAUUUUAUUUUGUUUCAAAAAAAGAAAAGAAAAGGAAGUUCUUGGGGCAGAGUUGCACUCUUAGUUUGUGCCCAGUUUGAGAACUGCUCUGAACUUGAGGGAACAGGAUAAAUGUGGCAGACUUUUGUGAUACCAUCUCUUGCAGUCUUUGUAAUCUCCUUAGCUCUAGAACAUAUUCCCAGGGAAUGUAUAUGUUAUUUUUAUAGUUAAGGGUCUGGUCUCUGAAGCAGGUUUUCCCUCCUUUCUUUUUCUAGCAAGAAAGGGGUGUGUAAAGUUUCCUUGGAAAAUAGCAGUUGAAAUAUCUAAAAUACCUCUCUGUGACAGUAGCACCUCUAGCUGCCCCAGCGGUCUGCUCUCUAGGGUGGUUUCCUUCCCGUUCUUCCAUCUCCUAGUUGGCUGAACUGUGGGGCACUGGACACUGAUAACUUUAGACUUUGGUAUUUCCCAUCCUAGAAGCCUUAGUCCCCUUUCCAAUCCCUGCCCCCCUUCAACCAAAUGGCACAGCCCUAGAAACUCCCUCUCUUAAGAGGUAAAUUCUAAGCCUUCAGCUAGACUUUUAUUCAAAGACUGUGUCCCAGAGGGCUUACCUCCCAACUGGAGGGAAAGGACUAAGGCUUCUUAGGAAUUUCUGCUUCUUUGGCUCUUGAGACAAGAAGAGUCCACCUUUUCCUCCUGCCGAGAAGCACCCGUCCCCAGCAGAUGCUCACCCUGCAGCCUUCUCUGCCUUCUUAGUCAUCAGUACUAAACUCUUGCCCCUUUCCUGCCCUCUGUACCUCACAUCUGCCUCCAUGCAGCUCUGGCCAGUCCCUCGGCUUUGGACCCAAGAAGUUAAAUCAAGUCUGAGAACAGACUCAUAACUACAUUUGACUUCCUUUGAAGCCCUUAAGCCAAGAAAGGUAUUUUGGGCAUAUAUUUACCCAAAUCUCUUCCUGAAACUGAAGAACAGAUUGCUAUGAUCAAAACCCACUUUUCCCAUGGAACACCCUUCCUGCUUCUCAAAUCCCAUUCUAAAAUGGGAAACCAGAAGGCCAGAAAGACUUUCCUGAUUUAAAUAAGGGUGCUGGGACCCCACUCCAUGCCUGAAAAUUGAAUCCUGGGCUAAAUGCAGGAACGUCUCUCACCCUGACCUCUAGGAAGAUUGGUGGGCGCCAGGCAACUAAUCCCAGCCUUACAGUCCAGCUGUGUUGUGGAUGCUCCAUCCCUCAAGACAAACGUGGGCAUCUGCUCAGGCAGGGUUAACUUACUAGAGCUGAGGAAGUUGAGCCUCUCCCCGGCUGCCUGGAGAGGUGAUCAUAUAAGCACCUCAGGUGUGCAGUCUGGGUCCUCAGUAGGAGGCAUCCCUUGACCAACCCCAGCUGUAAUUGCUUGCCCUCAGAGAUUCUGGGUAUCCAUUUCCAGAAAUGUUGCGGCACAAAGGGGCCAGGCUCCUUCCAACGCCAGACCACCCGAAUGGCAGCAGAGAAAAACUGAUAGACACGUUCCUUCCGAAUUGACUGAGAAAAUGCUCUAUUACUCAUAAUUUUAGGGAAGCAGUUUUUGGGAAGGAGCUGAAGUCAGUGCUCAUUACUUAGCUGCCUCUCUGACCUUGCCGCCUCUGGCAGGUGGGGAAGAGAUGGGGCAGGUAGUCGGAGGCCAACCUUCCAUGGUCUGAGUUCGGCAUAGUUGUCCACAUGCUGCUUUGCCUUGCUUGAUAAUUGAUCUUAGAAAGCUCUAUGACGGGCCUUUCUUCCAGGCCCCAAGCUCUCCCCAUACUGGCGGUAUAACUGUUGGUUCCCUGCACUGGACAUAGGCCACCUGGUUGGUGCUGUACUUCAGGCCUGUGAGGCUGUGGAGUGGUACCCCCGUCACGCACACAGGGCCACACACAAACACUUCCCUCUCCCUGCCCUUUGGGAGAAGCUCUUUAUCCCUAUGAGUUGGACUCCUCUUUCGACGGCAUUUCCCUCACUCCCGCACCCCCGCCCUGACUGCCCAGCUUGGGUCUUUGCAAAAGGAACUUGAAAUUGGUGAAGAGAGGUGAGGAAACUAUACCGAGCAGAGCACUUCUGCUUUCUUCUGGUUGUUGCUGCCCUCAUUAUAGGACAGACAGAAAAUGAGAGCUCCUCAAUUCCUCUUUUCCAAAAUGAGUUAUCCAGGGAACACAGCGUUCUUCUUUCACCCUGUGCUCCAGCACAAAGAUCUAGAAAGGAAAAUAAGUGGGUAGCACCAAGAGCUCUUGGAAGCUGAGGACAAAAUGAUACCGUGGGUCAUUUCUUCAAGGGGAAGCCCUCUUUUACUAGCAAGUGUCCCCAUGAAAUUAGCCACAUGAUGAGUCUUUCCCCCAGCCAGGCACUGUGGGUUCUAGAAGAUGGGUCUGCACAUUUCAUGGUGAGGACUGUCUCUAGUGUGGGAUCUGGAGUUGUCAGAUGUGUCCUGGGUUUAAGAGGUGGCUUGACUUCCGAAUGUAAAACUGACUGUGCCUUAGCAUCACCCUGUCCAGUGCCCCUGGGGCAGCUGGUGGUGUCCAGGAGAAUAGAUGCCUGUUCCAGACUUCGAUGCCUGUUUGGGCUUUUAUUUAGUUUGGGAUGUUCCUGUCUUCUGCUCUGCAAGUUGAGGGACAAAGCUAGUGUCCCAGGAGACUUGUGCCACAGCUUGUUCGCAGUUUAUACAAACUCACUUUUCAAGCUCCAAGUAGAAUCUGAUUGGCAAACUCUAGCUGCAGCAUAUGGAGCAUCUAGAUGUUCACUACCUUGAAUGGGUGUCAGUGCCACUGAACCAAGGGGGACGGGGAGAGGGGCAGGGCCACAUUCUUCUCUUCCUGGGAGGACAAUGGUCUAAGCCAAGGAUGGUGAGCUGGGGCCUUCCUCUCCUCACUCCUGUAGAAGAGGGACAGUUAGGGCCCUUCUUUAAGCAGGUUUCUACUUCUUACCACUAAAUUGGCUUCCUUUUUCAUCCAAAACUUGGGAGUCCCCAGAUGUUCACACUUACAAAGAAGCCAAAUCUGAAUUCUGGGAUUCUAAAAUAUCUUUAACUAUGAGAGAAAAAUGUAGUUCUGUCCCAUCCCCAAUUUGCAGGCCCUCUGUCCCUUCCUCUCCUCUGACUUAGCUCCAGCAAGCAAGGCUCCACGGCUAGUCCCUAAUGCACUGACGGGAGCCAUCUCAUUUAGGACAACUUCUACUCAAAACAUGACCCUCUGGACUUCAGAUGCCUCAUUUAGCAGGAAAAGGCAUUGAGCGGAUUGGAUAUAUUUAUGUGACUGCGGGCAUUCGUGGCUGUGUAGAGUCCUUGACCAUAAUGUUAUAUGUAAUGGGAACUAUCUUAUAAACUUGAAAAAAUAAAGUUUUUAUUUUCUAUACAGUUUGCUCCUGUGUCUUUUCUGAGUAGGAUCAGCCCAGUUGCCCAGCUAAGUAGGCUCCUAAGUAGGGCUUCGUAAAAAAAUCUUUAGAGCUCAUUAGAAAGAUGGCACCCUUCAAUAACCCGGUCAUUAAUUUCAUCAAAAAUUAAGAACCAUUUGGUAUAAAUAAAUGUACAUGUGGAAAUAAAUAUUUUAAAAUAACUUGCAAGGGAAAGUUUAUUUCUUGUUUCUAAAAUCUAUUGCUUUUUAUUAAAGUUUAGGACUGGAAUGAUAAGAGGUCUCAUUUGCUGUCAAAUGUGCUGCAAUUUAAUUAUUAAAGAGAAAUCACUACCUUGCUGUGAUGAGCUUAAAAUGCAAAAGCAAUAAAACUGACAAACUGAUA
Callorhinus ursinus (northern fur seal) is the source of this 6378-nucleotide messenger RNA. The record is from RefSeq and is a predicted model, not a curated record. Lineage: Eukaryota; Metazoa; Chordata; Mammalia; Carnivora; Otariidae.